GUAUUCGCUGGUGUCACAUUCGGUGAACUUAUCGUCAUUACCAUUUUCGUUGCCGUUCACAAGCACAGCAUUCGAUGGAAGAAAGGUGCCGCAAGAAUUGCGGCAACACUCUCACAUAAAUAUCAGGUUGAACAGAAUAUCAAAUCAGCGUUGAAGCUGCUGCCUCUAGCUGCAACGAAUGCCACAUGCAGUUUGAUAACUGCAUUAGCAAUUGUUUGGUUACACACAUAA
Molecule: messenger RNA, 231 nt
Organism: Anisakis simplex (herring worm)
Lineage: Eukaryota; Metazoa; Nematoda; Chromadorea; Rhabditida; Anisakidae
Source: the annotation of a GenBank genome assembly